Messenger RNA from Enhydra lutris kenyoni (northern sea otter), 2607 nucleotides. Its product is annotated as leucine rich repeat containing 61. Gene Ontology annotation, cellular component: cytoplasm. Gene Ontology annotation, biological process: outer dynein arm assembly. The record is from RefSeq and is a predicted model, not a curated record. Gene Ontology annotation, molecular function: protein binding. NCBI's taxonomy places the organism in Eukaryota, Metazoa, Chordata, Mammalia, Carnivora, Mustelidae. The transcript is spliced from 4 exons. The coding region runs from base 1293 to 2072 and encodes 259 amino acids.
ACAAGACCCCACCUCGACCCAGGGAGUCCAUCAGGAGUUGGGGCUCCUGGAGCGUAGCCUCGGGGCGGGACCAGGGCAGAAGGACUCCGGUUCUCUCGAGAGGAGCACAGAAGAAGCCGAGUGUGGAGGAGCCGUCCACCCGGCGGGGCCUGCCCUGUGCUGCCGGCCCGCUGUGAGCUGGGUGUGCGCGUGGCUGGGUGCUCGGUCGCGCCCACACCUGCCUCCUUGAGGUGUGCAGGUGGCGGGUAAGGUGGGAGCGGGGCGGAGCGGAGGUCCAUCGGUUGGAGCAUCCAUGUUUCACCUCGGUGACUGCAGUGCUGUCCCCAGCGAGCGCCCGGGCGGGAGGGCUGCACCCGGCCAGGCAGGGCUGUGGGGCGGGGAAGGCCCGAUUCCCAGCGAAUGUGCUCUUGGCUCCUCUGUUUCCUCUGUUGCAAAAAGCGUUCCUCCCAAUUGUAAUGUGGGGCGCACACACAGUCCCCCUCCCCCGUUCUGGUCCCCUUGCCCUUUCCCGCACGUGGCCACCUCCACCCAAACGGUCCCUGAGGUCCCUGAGCCGGUUCCUCAGGGCAGCGCUCCCUGACCGUCAUGCGCGGGCUGUGGGCUUGCCACGGCCCGGUGCUGUUCCACCCAGCGAUCUUGUCCCGCUCCAGUGGGCAUUUUCACACUGCCCCUCGCUGUGUCCUCGCCCGCCUCCCUCUGGCUGCUCGUCGAAUCCCUCCUUUCAGCCUCAUAAAGGUGACGCUGAAUCCCUUCAGCUGACAGCUCCAGGCGCCUCCUCGGCCCGAUGCCCACGGUCACCUCAGCUGGACAUCGUCUUGCCCCCCUGCCUGUCCUGUGUGUCCCACACGCAUCCAGUAACGUGACUGGGUCCCUGGACUCCGGAGAGCGCCCCUCUGCAGCGCUCACUACCUUCGGUGCGGUCCGUGUGUCUCUGUGCAUUUGCAGCUUCCGGUGCCCGGUGCCCGCUUUGCCCCCCCCCACCCACCGCGGGCAGCAGCUUCAACCCCCGCUCGCUGCUUCCAAGCCCCAGCAGGUCCCGUUCAAACACAGCGACCCAGACUUCUUAGUGGAUGUCUCGCAUCGCUUUCGGAAAGAAAUGAAGGGGUGUUGCAGACUAGAGGGGAGCUAGGACCCCGCUGGCCCUCAAGCAGGGCUGUCGGAAGCGGGCCUCCGGCGCUGGCCCAGGCGGAGUGGAUGGUGCCUUUUUCAGGGCGAGCCGUCAGCCGAUCCCCCGUGGCAUCCGCAUCCCUGUGUCAGAACCACCGGGGCCUCCCCGCAACUGACUUCAUCCGAUGGAGUCGCAGGGUGAGAAGCCGGCAGAGUCCGACGGGGUGCGCGUCACACCCCAGCUGCUCAAGUCUCGCUCGGGUGAGUUCGCGCUGGAGUCCAUCCUGCUGCUGAAGCUUCGGGGCCUGGGGCUGGCGGACCUGGGCUGCCUGGGGGAGUGCCUGGGGCUCGAGUGGCUGGACCUGUCGGGCAAUGCGCUCACGCAGCUGGGCCCGCUGGCCUCCUUGCGCCAGCUGCUGGUGCUCAACGUGGCCGACAACCGGCUGACGGCGCUGGAGCCGCUGGCCGCCUGCGAGAACCUGCAGAGCCUCAACGCCGCGGGCAACCUGCUGGCCACCCCCGGCCAGCUGCAGUGUCUGGCCGGCCUGCGGGGCCUCGAGUACCUGCGGCUUCGGGACCCCCUGGCCCGGCUUAGCAACCCACUGUGCAGCAGCCCCUCGUACCGGACGGCCGUCCGAGAGCUGCUCCCUGGCCUCAAGGUCAUCGACGGUGAGCGUGUGACCGGCCGGGGCAGCGAGUUCUACCAGCUGUGCCGGGACCUGGAUAGCUCCCUGCGCCCCAGCCCCAGCCCCGGCCCCAGGGCCACCGAGGCCCAGCCCUGGGUGGAGCCAGGCUACUGGGAGUCUUGGCCCCCCCGGAGCAGCUCCAUCCUGGAGGAGGCCUGCCGUCAGUUCCAGCACACCCUGCAGGAGUGCCACGACCUGGACCGCCAGGCCCGAGACAGCUUGGCCCAGGCCGAACGGGCGCUCAGCCCUGCCAGCACCACCUCGUCCUUCGUGUUUUGAGUGUGUCUGCGGUCUGUGGCAGCUGGGCCCACUGUGGCCUGGCUGCCCGCCUCUGCCCCCCUGCAGCGCCGGCUCUUUGUUUCCCCGUCUUCCUAAGAGCAGCCCCCCCCCCCCCCGGGCUUCUCCUCCUUCAGGAAGAUUCCACAACCUCCCCCGUGGCCUCUAGCAGGGGUAAGGGCCCUGUUCAAGGGGCACGCCCAGCAUGAGGCCGUCCCACCACCUCCACCGUGAGCCUGGGGAGGAGGCCUCUGGAGGAGACGGUCUACAGCCGCAGCCACCCCUGGCCAGAGGCUCAGUGGGAGAGAGUUGCUUCCUCCUAAAGCUAGAUGUGAGAAAGGCAGAGAGGGGGUGCAUGCUGGCCCAGCGGGUCCUGGGAGAGGAAGUGGCAGAGCCCCAAAGGUGGCGUUCGCCCACCUUCCCACAUUGCCUGUCCCGGUGACCCCCUGCUAUAGUGGCUCAUCCUGUGUCACCCUGGAGCCCUCGCUGCCUGUUCUUACCCACGUGGAUCCCUAUUAAAUCUCUCUGUUCUAAUAAG